This is a messenger RNA of Lachancea sp. 'fantastica', 3087 nucleotides long. NCBI's taxonomy places the organism in Eukaryota, Fungi, Ascomycota, Saccharomycetes, Saccharomycetales, Saccharomycetaceae. The record is from the annotation of a GenBank genome assembly.
AUGGACUCUGAACCCGAUCAAAAGUCUCUCGAGCAUUUGGGCAUCGAGUUAGUUUCCCAAAAUGCUCUAGAAAAUCAGAUUGAGACUAGCGCACAGACCGCUAUAGACCAGCAAGCUUUAGAUCAGGAACUUAAAAGAUUGGAAAGAACCCAGAAUGCUCUGGGAAAAGUGCUAAAAAAGCGUGAACUCUUGAAGCGCAAAAUCAAUAAUGCAACUAGAAUCAGCGUCCGUAAAACUCUACAGACAAAGCUGCAAACUUUGAAUGAUGAGGAACUCAAACCAGUGCAAGAUGAUUUGAAAGACAUUAAAAGUCGUGUCGCUACUUUAUCCGUGGAAAAAAGUCGAACGGUAGCCGAAGAUGACCCCACCGCUAGACAGCCUGGAGAGUCCGAGGAAGACUUCCAGGUCCGAAUCGGUCAAAAAACGGCGUUUGGUACCAAGUUGGAGUUCACGAUGGAAGAUAAUGAGGGUCCUGAUAGUUUCAGCGAAGAUAAUGAAAUUGAUGAUGUUGAGUCCUAUUCCGACGAUGUCGCCGCGGACGCUAUGUCAGGAUCGGACGAGGAGACUAUCAUAGAACCGGGUUCUAAAAAAGCUGCGUCUAUAAUCGAUGACGGGGACGAACUGAACUACCAGCGAAGAUUGAAAAGGUGGUUCAAUGGAAGAAAUAAGCUUGGAUAUAAUAAUCGAGACACAGCGUCUGAAGAAUAUCUGCGAACGCAUCCAGACUUCCCGGACGCAAAACUAAACAACGAUUUGAAGAUUCCCGGGGAGAUUUUCAAUUCGUUGUUCAAUUAUCAAAAAACAUGCGUACAAUGGCUAUAUGAGCUCUAUCAGCAGCAGUGUGGUGGCAUAAUCGGUGACGAAAUGGGAUUGGGAAAGACAAUUCAAGUGAUAGCAUUUUUAGCUUCCUUGCACCACUCAAAUAUGCUAGAUGGACCUAUAAUUGUGGUUUGUCCUGCAACAGUACUACGACAGUGGUGUAAAGAACUUCAUACUUGGUGGCCACCUUUCCGAGCUGUCAUAUUACAUUCCAUUGGCUCUGGGAUGACACAGAAAGAAACCCUCACUGAAGCCGAACUUGAAGAGCUUUUCAUCAACUCAAACCCUGAUGAAAUCUCAUUCGAUGCGUACAAUGAGGGCAAGAAAAUCAAAAGCACUCUGGAAAGUGGCAAGGUGCGUGACGCACUCAUCAACAAGGUGGUAACCAAGGGUCAUGUUCUCAUUACUACCUACGUGGGUCUUAGGGUUCACGCUGAGAAGCUUCUCAACGUUAAGUGGAGUUACGCUGUUCUGGACGAGGGCCAUAAGAUUAGGAAUCCUGACGCUGAUAUAUCACUUACAUGCAAGCAACUGAAAACUAAAAACAGGAUUAUUUUAUCCGGUACGCCAAUUCAAAAUAAUCUCACAGAACUUUGGAGUCUGUUCGAUUUCAUUUAUCCCGGAAGGCUAGGGACACUUCCAGUAUUUCAACAGCAAUUUGCUAAUCCCAUCAACAUGGGUGGUUAUGCCAACGCAACUAAUGUUCAGGUUCAAACUGGUCACAAAUGCGCGGUUGCGCUGCGAAACCUCAUUUCCCCUUACCUGUUGAGGAGAGUAAAGGCUGAUGUUGCAAAAGACUUGCCACAGAAAAACGAAAUGGUUCUCUUCUGCAAAUUGACCAAAUUCCAGCGUGACAAGUACGUCCAAUUCCUCAAUUCAGAAGACCUGGUUAAAAUCAGAAACGGAAAGCGUCAAGUUUUGUACGGCAUCGACAUCUUGAGAAAGAUUUGCAACCACCCCGAUAUGCUUGUCAGAAAUGAAAAGCAGCAUGAGCUUUCUUAUGGAGACCCGAGAAGGUCGGGAAAAAUGCAAGUGGUCAAGCAGUUGCUCAAAUUAUGGCAUGCUCAAAAACACAAGACUUUACUGUUCGCCCAAACACGUCAAAUGCUGGAUAUACUAGAAAAGUUUCUAUCAACGGAUAGUGAAUUAUCGGACUUGACUUUUCUAAGAAUGGAUGGUGGUACAAAUAUCUCAUCCAGGCAAUCUCUUGUGGACACGUUCAACGAUGGACCAUAUGAUGUUUUCCUGCUGACUACGAGAGUCGGGGGUCUUGGCGUAAACCUGACGGGUGCUAACAGAAUCAUUAUAUUUGAUCCUGACUGGAAUCCUUCUACGGAUAUGCAAGCUCGGGAAAGGGCGUGGAGAAUAGGCCAAAAACGAGAGGUUUCAAUCUACCGUCUAAUGAUUGCGGGUUCAAUCGAAGAGAAGAUCUAUCAUCGACAAAUCUUCAAACAGUUUUUGACUAACAAGGUAUUAACGGAUCCUAAACAGAAACGUUUCUUCAAGAUGAACGAACUGCAAGAUCUUUUUGUUCUGGGAGGAGACUCCGGGCUUUCUAACGAAAAUCUUGAAAGCGAAGUACAAAAAGAGACUGAGAAGCUGAAGAAGUCCAAGACUGAUGAGGGUGACGACUUUGAUGAAGUGGUUCAACUAUCUGGAGUCUCUAAGUUGGAAGGCUUUUUCAGCGCUAAAGACAAAAUCCAAGAAAGUAAAAACGAAGACGAUCGCCUCAUGGACGCACUUUGUGGGGGAGAUAUAAAGGAGGCGAAAAGCCACGACUCGGUGGUCAAUUUCCAUUCCAAACCCUCCGAAGAUAUAAUCACCAGAGAGGCUACAAAAGUAGCAAAAGAUGCGGUCGCUGCUUUACAAAAGUCAAGACAGGCUACUAAAAAAUAUGAAGUGGGCACGCCUACAUGGACCGGUAAAUUUGGAACGGCAGGUAGAAUUAAAAAGAAGAAGACUACUGGGAAUUCGUUGGGCUCAGCUGCUAUCUUAUCAAACCUUAAAAAAAGUAAGCCAAAGGACGAAACGGCUUUCACAAAUGAGAGGCAGAAGACGGCGGCUCAAACUGUCGAAAGAAUCAGGCUGUUUCUUCUCAAGAAGCACGGCUUUGCUGCAAAGUCAUCUGAGAUCAUCGAGCAUAUCGGCGUCAAACUGACGGAAAAAGAGGACAUAAUAAAAAUUCGAGCUUUGUUAAAACAGAUUGCCACAUUCCAACCAACGGAUGGCCAGUGGGUUCUAAAGGAAGAGUUUGAAUCGUCAGUGUAG